AUUUUUUGAAUUUUUCCAAUUUCCUUUCGAUUACCGUUUUUUUUAAAAAAAACAAUGGAAACAAAUGAAAAUGUUGUAACAAAAGAUUACUCUGCAUCCUCAGAUCAAAAUGAGAUAAAAAUGAACGUAUAUGAUAAUAAUAAAUUAGUUGAAAAACAAGCAAAAGAAUUUGAAGAAUUGUGUUUAAAUAAGUUUAAAGUAGAAAAUGUUUCUUUUGAAAUUGAAAAAAUCUAUAAGAGAUAUAAUGAAAAGAUUAAUUCUCAAUCAAAAUUAAUUGAUGCUUUAAGGGCACGUAUUGAAGAAUUAGAAAUUGAUUCUCUUAUUAAAAAUCAAGAAAUUAAAAAAAUUCAAGAGGAAUUUAAUUUCAUUAAAAAAGAAAUCCAAUCAACUCUAGCUGCACCGACGCGAGAUAAUAAAGAAAAUGUUUCUUCAAUUAAGGAUGAAACCAUCAAAGAUUUGGGGAUAUUAGAAUCAAAUUAUAAUAGUAUUGGUCAUUAUGAAAAGAAAACUUCAUCUAAUUGUACUAUAGAAAAAGAACAACGAAAAUCAAGUACAUUUGAUAUUUAUGAUAUUUAUGGAAAAAUUCAAAAUGAGGAUAAUUCCCGAGUUGUUGCUUCAUCUAAUUAUAAGCUCCCUCUUAUUUCUAUGAUGAUGAAUCUAGAAGUUGCUUUAAAAAUACGCUAAUUAUCCGUUAAUAAGGAAUGAUUUCAUUCUGUAAUAUUUAAUUAUGAUAUUAAUAUAAUAAAUAUAAUUGAUUCUCAUUUUUUUUAAUUUUAAUUUCUUCUUUAGAUGUUUUAUUAAUAUUAGUAGAGGAUUAUUGAUGCAGUAUUUAUAUUUUUAUAUAAUUAUAGGUUCGAUAAUUUAUCCAUUACUUUCUCAUUUUAACAUUACAAUUUCUUUUGAUUUUUUACCGGUAUUAUAAAAUUUUAUUAUUCAGUACUAUACUGUUCACGAUUAGUAUUAUAUAAACUUUUUAUUAUCUGACCAUUUAUUAUAGUGUGUAAGCGAGUAGGUGUAUCAAUAGCUGUGGUACCAAAAUCCUCAUAUACCAUAUUUGGUCAUGAGCAUAUAUUUUUUCACAAUUAGAUCUUUUCCUGUUGCAUAUAUUUUAAUUCCAUAAUAUUUGUUCUGUAUAAUAUUAAUAGCAAA
Messenger RNA from Rhizophagus irregularis DAOM 181602=DAOM 197198, 1149 nucleotides. The record is from RefSeq and is a predicted model, not a curated record. NCBI's taxonomy places the organism in Eukaryota, Fungi, Glomeromycota, Glomeromycetes, Glomerales, Glomeraceae.